CCUGCCCCCAGCUGUGAGCUCUGAGCUGCCUCUUCUGCUCUCCAGGACAUGGCAGGCCCCAUGACCAUGGCAACCAGCCUCCUGCUCAUGGCCCUGUGCACCUACUGCAUUGUCCCUGCAGGCUCCAUGAUCAUCCCCUCUUCCUGCUGCAUAUCCUUCGUUUCCAAGAAAAUUCCUGAGAGACGAGUGGUAAACUACCAGCUGUCCAACAGUAGUGUCUGCCCCAAGGCAGGAGUGAUCUUCACCACCAGGAAGGGCCAGCGGUUCUGUGGCAACCCCAAGCUGCUGUGGGUCCAGAGGUACAUGAAGAACUUGGAUGCCAAGCAGAUGAAAGCCUCCACUAGGACCAGAGUGAUGGGUGCCAACGUCACUGUCCAGAGGCACCCUGCCAACAGCACCUUCAUCUAACCCCGGCCCGGCCCUCAGCCCUGAGCUUGGGCCUGGCUCUCGCCUCCUAACAGGCUGCUUGGGGCCUGGUGAGCCAGCGGUGGUAGGCAAAGGGCUAAUGGUCCUGUUUCUUAGCAUCAUUCUCAGGGGAUGUGUCUAGUCUAUUA
Molecule: messenger RNA, 554 nt
Organism: Eubalaena glacialis (North Atlantic right whale)
Lineage: Eukaryota; Metazoa; Chordata; Mammalia; Artiodactyla; Balaenidae
Gene: CCL24
Product: C-C motif chemokine ligand 24
Exons: 3
Coding region: 49-408 (119 amino acids)
Biological process (GO): immune response; monocyte chemotaxis; cellular response to type II interferon
Cellular component (GO): extracellular region
Molecular function (GO): CCR chemokine receptor binding; chemokine activity
Source: RefSeq, a predicted model, not a curated record